Chironomus riparius is the source of this 408-nucleotide messenger RNA. Lineage: Eukaryota; Metazoa; Arthropoda; Insecta; Diptera; Chironomidae. The record is from the annotation of a GenBank genome assembly.
AUGAGACUCACAAUUUCCGUGCUUUAUUCAGUCGUAUUAAUUAAUAUUAAUAUGAUUUUUGCUCAGCAGCAAAGUGUCAUGCUGAAUGGAGCAAAAGUUGUUGAAUGUGCUCAAAAACUAAAUUUAGGAACUGAUAUGGAAAAGCUAAAACAAGUGUUUUCAGAUCCGAAUCAUCCGAAUGAAAUUUGUGCUCGAUUGUGCAUUUAUCAAGGGAUGGAGCUAGUGGAUGAUAAUUUUGAAAUUGUUAAACAAAAAUUCGCAAUGCUUUUAAAGCAAUCUGGACAUACAGUUGAUGAGCCGAUAUUCCAAGACUGUCUAGCUUCAACAGAAGCAUUAAAAAACAAAAUUUGCGAAUAUGCGACUAGUCGUGUCCAUUGUUUCAUCACCAAGCCACAAAUUAAAUUUUAA